Pleurotus ostreatus (oyster mushroom) is the source of this 1206-nucleotide messenger RNA. RefSeq lists its product as uncharacterized. Lineage: Eukaryota; Fungi; Basidiomycota; Agaricomycetes; Agaricales; Pleurotaceae. Gene Ontology annotation, cellular component: extracellular region. Gene Ontology annotation, molecular function: hydrolase activity, hydrolyzing O-glycosyl compounds; cellulose binding. Gene Ontology annotation, biological process: carbohydrate metabolic process. The coding region runs from base 1 to 1206 and encodes 401 amino acids. The transcript has 9 exons. The record is from RefSeq and is a predicted model, not a curated record.
AUGAAGCUGAGCAUCGCAUUCUCCUCAUUAUUGGCCUUGAUCCCGCUUGCUACCGCCCAACAAGGGCCUUGGCAGCAAUGUGGUGGCAUUGGCUGGAGUGGCGGAACCACUUGUGCCACUGGGUGGAUCUGUAAAUACCAAAAUGAUUGGUACUCGCAGUGCCUCCAAGACACCAAUCCCGUAACACCCCCUCCCUCCAGCUCGUCGAGCAGCUCCUCUGUUCCACCUACAUCGACCACCUCCUCGAACCCGCCGACUGCUACCGGUUUACACAAUGUCGCCGUCUCCAAGGGCAAAUUGUACAUCGGUACUGCGACCGAGAUGUACAAACUCAACGGCGACGCCCCGUAUGCCGCUAUUGCCAGCGAUAUCAAUGAAUUCGGAAUGAUCACCGCAGAGAACAGUAUGAAAUGGGAUGCCACUGAACGGACCCAAGGAGUUUGGACGUUCACUGGGGGAGACAACCUUGUCAACUGGGCCAUUGCAAACGGCCAAAAACUCCGAGGUCAUACCACGGUGUGGCAUAGCCAGCUGCCCAGCUGGGUGUCAUCGGGCGGCUUCAGUGCGGCAGCGUUAACGAGCGUCAUCGAGAACCACACAACUACUUUGAUUGACCGCUACAAGGGGAAAAUACUCAUGGGACGUGAGCCUUUCAAUGACGAUGGAACUUUCCGAUCAUCCGUCUUCUACACUACCCUUGGCACCUCUUACAUUGCCACCGCCCUACAUGCCGCCCGAGCCGCUGACCCUGCUGCCAAGCUCUACAUCAACGACUACAACAUCGACGGUCUCGGGGCCAAAUCGACCGCCAUGGCUAACUUGGUCGCGCAGCUGAAAGCUGACAAUGUCCCUAUCGACGGCAUCGGUAUUCAGGGCCAUCUCAUCGUCGGUGCGGUCCCAAACAACCUGCAAGCCAACUUCGAGCAAUUCGCCGCUCUCGGUGUAGAAAUUGCUAUCACCGAACUGGACAUCCGUAUGACCCUGCCCGUCACACCGGAAAAACUCGCUCAGCAAAAGGCCGAUUACAAAAAGGUCGUCGCUGCGUGCAAAGCUGUGCCAGCGUGCGUAGGUAUCACCGUGUGGGAGUACACAGACAAGUAUUCAUGGGUACCAGGUGUCUUCUCCAGCCAAGGCGCCGCCCUACCAUGGGACGAUAACUUAGCUAAGAAGCCUGCGUACGACGGUAUAGUCGAAGGGUUCAACUAA